Messenger RNA from Sphaeramia orbicularis (orbiculate cardinalfish), 1071 nucleotides. RefSeq names its product family with sequence similarity 216 member A (gene fam216a). The transcript has 5 exons. The record is from RefSeq and is a predicted model, not a curated record. NCBI's taxonomy places the organism in Eukaryota, Metazoa, Chordata, Actinopteri, Kurtiformes, Apogonidae. Bases 204 to 728 code for a protein of 174 amino acids.
UUACAUUUUGCAUGAGAACACACGCUGGGUUCAAGUAUAUAGACCCCUGCUUUGUAACUGGAAGCCUGGGAACAGUGUCCGAUUUCUGGCCCGGUUUCGUUUCACACUAAUGGGCUUUGCUGGCUGCGACAGACACACACUGAGCGGAUACAGAUACUAACCACCUCUCUGACAAACAGGGAAAAUAGGGAUCGAAAUUCAGAAUGAGAAAGCAGGUGACAUUUGUAGAGAAUCUGAAAAAAGAAAACAGGAUUAAAAAUGAGAGUAACCACAUCUUAAGGUCUGCAGAGUCUAACAAGAAAUCCACAAAUGGUGUUGAAUAUGUGCCUUGUCAACAAAUAAGAGACAUCUAUGGAGGGACGCACAUGAAUGCUCCUUCAGGAAACCACAUGAAGUCCAUACACAUUCCCAAAUGCAUGAUGACUGCUCCCUUCUUACAGCAUCCAUCUCUGACAGUGGGUCAGAGACGUUACCUCUGCAGUAUCGCCAACAUUUACAGCACAGAACACAUGAAACGGCAGAUGAAGCAGCAUUACCUUAACGUGCUGCACACAUGCCUCAAAUCAGGUCAGACUUCCAGCUGCAGGAGGAGACAUGGAGACCUUCAGCACAAGGACAUGGGGGCGUUCAGACAGGACGCUGAAGAGGCUAGAGCGAGGCCACAAGGGCAGAGGAAAAGCCGCAGCAGAGCUAAUUCUGACGUCAUAUUUCCAAAAAUAGUCAACUGAAGACAGAUAUGAUAGCGAACAUUCAUUGUGUAGAAAGCAUUUAUCAAGCAAGGUAACACAGUCCAGAAACAGAUGUUAAAUGGUAAGAAAUCACUGAAUUAAAUCACUGAAUUAAACAGUAUAUUUAGUUGGAUGUUUCUUUUACAGCUGGUUGUACAACAUAUCAUCAUGCCUUUUAGCUUUCAUAACAUUGACAAAAAUUCUAAACGUAUAUACUAUUUUUCCCAUAUGAGAAAAACAUAAUAUUAUUUUGUGGGGCUAUUUUCUGUGAUUAUUAUUAUUAUUAUUAUUAUUAUUAUUAUUAUUAUUAUUAUUAUUAUUAUUAUUAUUAUUUAUUAUUAUU